Saccostrea echinata is the source of this 1979-nucleotide messenger RNA. RefSeq names its product zinc finger protein 883-like. The transcript has 5 exons. Lineage: Eukaryota; Metazoa; Mollusca; Bivalvia; Ostreida; Ostreidae. The record is from RefSeq and is a predicted model, not a curated record. Gene Ontology annotation, biological process: regulation of transcription by RNA polymerase II. Gene Ontology annotation, molecular function: RNA polymerase II cis-regulatory region sequence-specific DNA binding; DNA-binding transcription factor activity. The coding region runs from base 29 to 1753 and encodes 574 amino acids.
CAUGAUGUCAGAGUUCAGUAAUUAGGUCAUGAUGGCAGAGUUCAAUAAUAAGGUCGUGAUGGCAGAGUUUGUGUCCAGGCAUAUACCUUCUACUGAAGACCCCACAUCUGAUCAUAAGUCCACUGAAAAGAAAGAGACAUUUAGGAUUUUCGACUCUGCAAAUGAGGAGCAAGAAGAACAACAGAAGUUAAUGGUGAAGAAGGAGAGGAGAGAUUUUGAAUCCCAUUCAAAUAUUCCAAAAGAGACUGAAAAGUUGAUGAACUGUAGUUCAGAUGAAAAUCAAACAGGGAAUUUAGAAAGGCAAAUGAAUACACAUAAAGAAAAUACAGUGUUUGCAACCCAUUCAAAUAUUCAAAAAGAGACUGAACUGUUAAAGAACUAUUGUUCAGAUGAAAACCAGACAGGGAAUGUACAUGUAGAAAGAUACACCAAUACACAUAGGGAAAAAGCAGCGUGUUCAACCAAUUCACAUAGUCAGAGUGAUGCUGGAAAGUCAUCCAACUAUAAUGCUAAUGAUAAUCAGACAAUGGAUUCAGAAAGAAAAAUCAUUGCACAAGCAAGUAAAACACCUUAUGAUUGUGACAUAGGCCUGGGUGGUAAAGUAUUCAGCAAUUCCAGUACCUCGCAUAGACACGUGACACAUUCAAGCUAUUCGCCCUUUAAUUGUGGUGUAUGUGCUAAAGCAUUCAAAGACUCAAGUUCCUUACGGAAACACAUAGGAAUCCAUACAGGUGAUAAACCUUAUAAAUGUGAUGUCUGUUUAAAGGACUUUAGCCAAUCAAGUAACUUAUGUAGACAUAAGAGAAUACAUAUUGGUAAUAAACCUUUUAAAUGUGAUAUUUGUGCUAAGUCAUUCAGCGAAUCAGAUUCUUUACACGAACACAUGAGGACAUAUACAGGUGAUAAACUUUAUAAAUGUGAUGCGUGUGGAAAGGCGUUCAGCCAAUCAGGCCAAUUACAAAAACAUAGAGGGACACAUACUUGUGAUAAGCCUUUUAAAUGUGGUGUAUGUGCUAAGGCAUUCUACGAUUCAAGUUCUUUACAGAAACACAUGAGGACACAUACAGAUGAUAAACCUUAUAAAUGCAAUGUAUGUGGAAAGGCGUUCAGCCAAUCAGGCCAAUUACAAACACACAUAAGGACACAUACUUGUGAUAAGCCUUUUGAAUGUGAUGUAUGUGCUCAGGCAUUCUACAAUUCAGGCUCCUUACAGAAACACAUAAAGAUACAUACAGGUGAUAAACCAUAUGAAUGUGAUGUGUGUGGAAAGACAUUCAAAAAGUCACAGAAUUUACAGAGUCACAUGAGGACACAUACAGGUGAUAAGCCUUAUAAAUGUGAUGUGUGUGGAAAGGCAUUCAACCGAUUAGAUGCCUUACAGGGACACAUGAGGAUACAUACAGGUGAUAAACCAUAUAAAUGUGAUGUGUGUGGAAAGGCAUUCAGCCGACCAGAUACCUUACAGGGACACAUGAGGAUACAUACAGGUGAGGAACCUUUUAAAUGUGAUGUAUGUGAGAAGACAUUCAAAUAUUUAACAGACUUAAAAAGACACAUGAGGACACAUACUGGAGAUAAACCUCAUAAAUGUGAUUUGUGUCAAAGAGCAUUUUGUAAAAAUUCGGAUUUAAAUAGACACCUGAGGAUACAUACAGGUGUAAAACCUUUUAAAUGUGAUGUGUGUGGAAAGGCAUUCAACCGAUUAUUUAGCUUAAAGAUACACACAAGGACACAUACAGGUGAAAAACCUUAGUAUUGUGAUGUUUGUAGGAAAUUAUUCACUACUAGUAUUUCAAGUACAUGGUGGCUCAUUCCAACGAAAAAGUAGAAUUUGAAGAUUUUCCUUUUUUUGAUUUUUUUAAUGAUUGUCCUUAAGUACAUUUGGAUGAAAUGAAUCAUGUAUGCUUAAAUAAGUUGUAUGUAUUUGAUUUAUGCAUGAUGUAUAUUCAUAUAAUUUGUAUUUAUUUUAAUUUUGUGUU